Molecule: messenger RNA, 1458 nt
Organism: Daldinia caldariorum
Lineage: Eukaryota; Fungi; Ascomycota; Sordariomycetes; Xylariales; Hypoxylaceae
Exons: 2
Coding region: 384-1286 (300 amino acids)
Source: RefSeq, a predicted model, not a curated record
UAAUAAAACCAAUUGAACGGACAGUAUAGUCCAUCGCAAGAGAUGAAUUUCAUAGACUUGUAUACCUAAUGUAUGCUUCGCCGCUUCAUUCCCCGUCAUGAACCAGGAGCAAUAGGUUACUUACCUGACACGAUUAUAUCCCGGGGAUCUGGGUUUCUUUGCCAUAUGCGGUGCGACUAUUUGCUUACAUGCCUUAACUUACCUCUUAUAUCAAGCAGAUAUGCUCCCUCUCACAUCGAUGCUGACUCUCCCCUUCGAUGAUGCUAUACUGCAGUGCUGUAGCAUUAUGGCUACAUAGAUAGAUCUCUUAUACCCCAUCGAGACUCCAGCUUCUCCAACCCAAUUUACUCGCUUCGCAUCUGCCUGGACAGGUUGCCAGCAUCAUGACUUAUAACGAUAUAGACAUUCCGUUACCUGCAUUCAUAGCGAUCGACUGGACGGGCAUGACCAUCGCCCUGGUCCCGAUAAUUCUCCGCUUCUGGUUGCGAUCCCGGGAAUCGCAGCCGCGAACGGCGGCGCUCAACCUGUCCGACGGCCUCGUGCUGCUCUCCUGGAUCUCCGGCAUAGUGCUGAUCAGCAUCAACGCCUGGAAGAACACCCUCCGCCAGAAUUAUAUCCAUCGUCCGCCGGCCGAGCUCUACUACGGCGUUCCUAGGGAGAUGUCCGCCCACCUCCUGUACGUCUCCUGGAUCUCGCUCUUCUUCAUCUACGUCUCCCUCUGGGCCGCCAAGUUCUCGCUCCUCGCCUUCUUCGCCGACCUGCUGCAUCUGACGGAGAACCGCGCGGCGCGCGUCAUGCUCGUCUGCGCGAGCGUCUUCGCCGGCGGCACGUUCGCGCUGCACGUGGUGCUGCUGUCGGCGUGGUGCUCGCCCGUGAGCGGCAACUGGGACGUCGACGGACACCUGUGCUCCGCGGUGCACGACAUCCGGUCGGUGUCGAUAUCCACGGCGUCCAACAUCUCCACGGACCUGGUGGUCCUGGCCGUCCCGGUCUCCGCGCUGUGCACGAUGGGCCGCGAGCGCCGGGAGAUCACCAAGACGCGCCUGGGCAAGGCCGAGAUCAGCGGCAUCGUGUUCGUGCUGUGCAUGGCGGCCUUGAGCGUCGUGGCCGCGCUGGCGCGCUGGAUCACGCUGAUGCUGGUGCAGGACGCGCCCAAGGCCGAUAUCACGCAUACCAUCGACGUGUGGGCGUUGGUGGAAAUAGUGGCGAGCUUGGUGGCUGUCUGUCUGCCGAGUUUGAGGUCAUUCCUUAGGAAACGGAGACGGCGUUUUCAGCAGAUUAAAUAGUUGAAUAUCUAAUUUUACAUAGUUCAGUUUACAAAAGGUAUCCAAGUAAUUGCCCUCAACUUUGGAGUUCGAAGUGCCUACGAUUCUGGAACAAGGUGUAACGGCCAUCCAUCACAGGCGAUUUGCAUUUGUCAUGAAUUACUACAGGAAGCUUGGUGAUAUAACAAGCUCC